Molecule: messenger RNA, 3124 nt
Organism: Alligator mississippiensis (American alligator)
Lineage: Eukaryota; Metazoa; Chordata; Crocodylia; Alligatoridae
Gene: GPR160
Product: G protein-coupled receptor 160
Exons: 2
Coding region: 607-1626 (339 amino acids)
Cellular component (GO): signaling receptor complex; plasma membrane
Source: RefSeq, a predicted model, not a curated record
GCGCGCACGCGGCUGAGGGAGCCCGAGGCGGCGCCCGAGGCUGAGGCGCUCCCGUCACAGCCCCGCCCCGCAUCCCGCAGCGCCCCCUGGCAGCGGGAGGCUGCGGAGCCGGCCGGGGCAGCGGGCGGUCUCGCGGGCCCCGGCGCAGGUGAGCGGCGGAGCCGGCAGCCCGCUCUCGCUCUCGCUCCCGCACUGACGCCUCGUGGCGAGUCGCCGCCGCUCCCUCCGUGUCCUCUCGGCCUCCACCUCCCUCCCCCCCCCCCACCCGCCCAGGCGCUCCGUCCCGUCCCGCGGCGCGGGCAGCGGGGACGCACCGCCACAGCAGAUCCGGACGCGCGCGCCGCGUUUUGUGCUCGUUUCGUUUUGGAAAACGGCGUUUUUUCCACGCGCUGUUUGACGCCGGACUGUGGUUUUUUGUGCGUGGGGGUUUUGGUGCGCGCUGUGGAAGAGGCGCGCCGAGGAGCCCCGCAGGCAGGCACGGGCUGCGCCGAGCGCGGGAUGCGGGCGCCGGCUGCUCCGGGGGCAGGCGGUGCCGCAACCCCGGACUAGCAGGUGCGAACCACCGUGCCCUGUAAGUUCUAUUUUGCUAGCUCUUAUCUUUGAAGAAUGGCUGCCCUGCCCUGUGAAAAUUGUUCCCUUCACUACCACUACAGCCGAGUCAACCCGCCUCUUGAAGCUAGCUGUAUGCUGCUCCUGAUUAUGCUUGGAAAAGUCUCCCUCGAUCUCUUCAUGCUGCGAGUUAGAAGACAGAAUAUAAGAGAGAGUUUUAUGGGAUAUUUCUGCAUUUCGCUGGCUCUCAUAGACUUCACGCUUCUGAUGAAUAUAGCAUUCAUUUCCUAUUUUAAGGACUUUGCACUUUGGGGUUUUAGAUUUACUAAGUAUCACAUUUGUUUGUUCACACAGAUAAUUUCUUUUACCUAUGGUGUCUUGUAUUACCCAAUUUAUCUUGUGGCUGGUCUAGAUUAUUACAUGACUAUAAAUCAAGCCUCUCAGCCUCCCAACGUAAGUCAAAGGUUAUUUUAUAUACUUGCUGUAGUUUUUAUAUGGAUUUCAGGAUUUUUUUAUAUUCUUCAAGUUCCAACUAUUUAUGCAGAAUUCAGAACACAAAACAACUUUUUUGUCUACCAGUGUCCUUUAUAUAGCAGUGAUCAGAGUUACUGGAUAUCGUUAGCCAUGCUGUUUGUCAUAUGCAUGGUUUUUGUGACUUGGUGGUCAGAAGUUAUAGCUAUGGUGCAAUCAGUCAGGAUGAUUUCUUUUAAAAAUAAGGCUGUUCUGCUUUUUUCAUAUAUGUCUGAUUACAAUCACACUGGUUGCAAGAAACAACUGUUGACAAGACUUCUCAUCUGCUUUCUUGGUACUUGGGCACCUUUUGUCCUCCUUCAAGUGAUCAUCUUGUUGCUUGGGGCUCAGAUUCCAGCUUACAUGGAAAUGAAUGUUCCUUGGUUGUACUUUUUUAACAGUUUUCUUAUUGCAACAACAUACUGGUUUAGGUGUCAUGACAUUAAGCUGACAGAGAGGACGUGGUCUUUAGAUCCAUUUGUCAGCUGGAAAUUCUGCUUCAUCCCGUUCAACAAUCAAAAUACAGAGCAAGCUGAAAAGCCAGGCACAGUAAUCGUAAUCUGUUAAUGAGCUGCUGUGUGAAAAGAAUGCAAAUAAGUACUGUGGAACAGAGGUGUCUAAUGAUUGUGCUAUUUUGAUGUCUUUUAUGAACCCAUCUUGCUGGAUAAUAUAAGGAUACGUCUCCAGAACUGCAGCCUGUGAAGAAACUGUCACCAAAAUUUGCCAAUGGAUAAUGGAAUAUUGCACUAGAAUAUGGAAUAUUGCACUGUUCUCUAAGCUAAGCUUUACAGAAAGAUGGGGACUUUAAUGCACAGCAAAAGUUUUAAUUAAAUUUAUAAUAUUUAUAAAAAAGAGUUGAAAUUUUGGGUAAAAAUAGCCACUACUUAAAAGCAACAAAACAUGCCUAGUUUUACCAUUAAAUGUUAAUCAGUUUCAGAUUGGUUUCAGACAUAAAAAAUAAAAUUUUCAGUAACCUAAAGACAAUUGUUGUCUUCUGUUACAGAUUUAAACAACUUUAUUAGUUAUUGGUUUGUUCUAGAAAAGCUUAGCAAUUUCCUCUUUAAAAAACUGAAGUUUCUUUCUCUUCUAAAGAGGGAGAAACGAUUAAAAAUUAAAAGUUAACUUUAUUGUCUCCACCUCACCAAAAAAGUAAAUAUAAUGAGGCAAAUACAAGAAGCAGAAAGCUUCCACACCCAAAUGACCAUUUAAACAUUUUGUAAUCAUUCCCUGGAACUAACUCAGACAUUCAUAACAGGUUGCAAAAGGGUUGCUGGAUGGCUUGUCAUUGUCAGACAGCGGUAACUGGGCUAGAUGGACCUUUGGUCUGAGCUAGUAUGGAAAUUUGUAAGUGUGUUGUAAAUGAAUGAAUGCUAUGGCAGUGCAAUAUAGCCACUAAGCGCAAUUGUUCAGGAAAUGUAUAAACAGCAGAAGUAGGUCAGCACGGCACAGUACAGUACAGAGGUGAGAUGCAAGUUGGAAUGAACUUGGUUGUGUACUGAAAAUAAGAAUGUGAAUUAGUAUGGCUAGUUCACCUGGAAAGCAGGAUCUAUUGGUUUGGUUGGAACACCACACCAGCAGUGUAUCCUUACCCAGCACUGCACUGUCACAUUGACAUCUCCAGAGUUAGUCCCUUCCCCCAGUCUAAAUACUGUAAUCAGACUGAGGGAAACAGAGGAAAAGUGAUUAGCCCAUCAUGUCACAGCAGACUUGUAGAAGAGCUAGAUAUGCAACAUAGGGAACAGAUCCUUAGCCAGCUACUGUAUAAACAAAUGGAGGAGCUUUGACACUAGCUGACCGGUCUCCUGAGGCUGUCUCGUGUCCUGCUUUCUAGGCAGUGCUGCUUCAGUAUACUCAGAAGUGGAGUUGACAUGGGAGGCUGAUUCUCUCUAUCCUUUUCAUGCAAUGUGUGUAUGCAUUUUUUAACUUGGGACAAUCUUCUAAAAAAUGGGCACCAAAGACCUUUAUAAACGCGUUAUUUAUGUAUCCCCCCCCCAUAUGUUCUCAAUUGAUAAGGAAACUGAAAGCAAAUUAGGUGGUGCUAUUAAGAAUAAAAGGUUAUUCCGUG